GAUCAACAACAUAGUUUCACAAUACCAGUCCAAUGAGAAAUGGCAGAAGCAGAAGAGUUGAAGCUAUUCAGAACAUGGUCGAGUCGAUACGCUUUGAGGGCAGUGCUAGCUCUCAAGAUCAAAGGCGUCGACUACCAAACUGUUUUCGAAGAUUUGAAAAACAAGAGUGCUUCACUCCUCCAAUACAAUCCCAUACACAAGAAGGUGCCUGUUCUGCUUCACAACGGCCAACCCAUCUGCGAGUCCCUCGUUAUCCUUGAGUACAUCGACGGGGUCUGGAAGCAGCCUCCUCUCCUCCCGGAACAUCCCUAUGACCGAGCCAUGGCUCGGUUUUGGGCCAAGUUCGGAGAUGAAAAGGUUAUGCCAUCGCUGCGGAGUGUGUUCCUUUCUCAAGGAGAAGUGCAGGAGGAAGCUGUUGGUUCGUGGAUGGAGAAUUUGAAGUUGUUGGAAGAGUUAUUGGAAGGGAAGAAAUUCUUUGGAGGAGAGAGGAUUGGGUACCUUGAUAUUGCUUUGGGGUGGAUGGCCAACUUGAUCAGCAUAUAUGAGGAGAUCAUUGAGAUGAAAUUGGUGGAUGCUGAGAAAUUCCCUCUGCUAUCAGCAUGGAUGAGAAACUUAUCAGAUGAUCCCGUGAUAAGAGAGUGCUGGCCGCCGCGACACAAGAUGGUUGAGAAAUAUGUGGCUGUUCGUGAAGCUCAGUUGUCGUCGACCUGAGCUUCCUCCCAGCAAACCGUGAUCAUGCUUGGAAAGAGCGCUUAGAUGACCAUAUUUAUGUUGUAUGUAAUGAAAUCUUGACUUGUUUUGCUUCUCUAUUCUCUAACCUCAGAUUUUGCAAUCAAACGCGGAGAUAAUUAAGAGUUGUCCUCGUUUUAUUUAGACUCAAGCAUAUGGAGGUGAAAUAUGUUUAAAGAGUGUGAGGGAGGGGAUAAGGAUUUGCGGAGAAGGGAAUGGGUGUAUAAUUUUAUUUGUAAAAGGAAUUUGUGAUGUUGGGUAGUAGUAUCCCACAUCGGUGGGAGAGAGAGAAGGGAGAGAGGCUGGGGUUAUAAAAGAGGGUGGAGUGGAACCGAGAUACAUACUUACCUGGACGGGGUCGAUGGGCGAUCCAUAAGACCCAUGGCCUAGGUUGGCGACCUCCAUUGCACUACGGAGGGGCGCCCGCCUAAGGUCGGCCCAAGUGGUCGAGCCUACGUCAUAAUUUGUGCCAGAGGGGGCCUGCGUUCGCGCGGCCCCUGC
Molecule: messenger RNA, 1230 nt
Organism: Salvia hispanica
Lineage: Eukaryota; Viridiplantae; Streptophyta; Magnoliopsida; Lamiales; Lamiaceae
Product: glutathione transferase GST 23-like
Biological process (GO): glutathione metabolic process
Cellular component (GO): cytoplasm
Molecular function (GO): glutathione transferase activity
Source: RefSeq, a predicted model, not a curated record